Messenger RNA from Mugil cephalus (flathead mullet), 2037 nucleotides. RefSeq names its product cellular communication network factor 1 (gene ccn1). Gene Ontology annotation, biological process: signal transduction. Bases 197 to 1324 code for a protein of 375 amino acids. The transcript has 5 exons. Gene Ontology annotation, cellular component: extracellular region. Lineage: Eukaryota; Metazoa; Chordata; Actinopteri; Mugiliformes; Mugilidae. Gene Ontology annotation, molecular function: protein binding. The record is from RefSeq and is a predicted model, not a curated record.
GGACCUCAGCAGACUGCAACCGCUUUACCGAGAGCUUCAUCCACUCUAAAGAAGCCUCUGGCACUAGAGACUACCAGCAAACAAGUCAAGAGAGACAAAACGACUGAGCGAGGGAAUACCUAAGGACUCCUCCGAAGACUUUUCAUUAAACCAGGAACAGGAUUCCUCUUGAACGCGCACACGAAAUUUAUCCAAGAUGCUGAUGCUUACUGUUGUCGUUACCUUCCUCGGAAGCCUCAACCUGGUCCUCUCCUCCUCCUCCUCUUGCCCCUCCGUGUGUGAGUGCCCAAUGGAGAUGCCCAAGUGCGCACCCGGCGUGAGCGUCGUCCUGGACGGCUGCGGCUGUUGCAAAGUUUGCGCCAGGCAGCUGAACGAGGACUGCAGCCUGACCGAGCCUUGCGACCACACGAAAGGGCUGGAGUGUAACUUUGGGGCCAGUUUCCCUGGAGCUGCUACUCGUGGCAUCUGUCGAGCCAAGUCAGAGGGCAGACCCUGCGAGUACAACAGCAGGAUCUACCAGAACGGAGAGAGCUUCCAGCCAAACUGUAAACACCAGUGCACAUGCAUCGACGGGGCGGUGGGAUGCGUGCCGCUGUGCCCGCAGGAGCUCUCCCUGCCCAACCUGGGCUGUGCCAACCCUAGACUGGUCAAGGUGGCGGGCCAGUGCUGCGAGGAGUGGGUGUGCGAUGAUGGCAAGGAGACAGACAUCUUAGAGAAGAUCUUUGGCAAAGACUCCUUGACUGAUGAGCAGGAAAGAGACCUCACCAGCAGGAAUGAGCUCAUUGCAAUCAUGAAGGGAGGACUCAAAUCCCUACCAGCAUUCAGACCACAGCCUGAAGUUCACAUGUUUGACAGCCACAAAUGCAUCGUCCAAACCACACCCUGGUCCCAGUGCUCCAAGAGCUGUGGAACUGGCAUCUCCACCAGAGUCACCAACAACAACAGCGAAUGCAAGCUGGUCAAGGAGACAAGAAUCUGUGAAGUGCGACCAUGCACCCAGUCACCUUACUCCAGUCUGAAGAAAGGAAAGAAGUGCAGCAGAACCAAGAAGUCCAGCCAGCCUGUGAAGUACACCUACGCCGGCUGCUCCAGCCUGAAGAAGUACAGGCCCAGGUACUGCGGAGCCUGCGUGGACGGCCGCUGCUGCAGCCCCCACGACACCAGAACCAUCCGCGUCAAGUUCCGCUGCGAGGACGGCGAGACCUUCAACAAGAACAUCAUGAUGAUCGAGUCCUGCAAGUGCACCUACAACUGUCCCCACGCCAACGAAGCCUCCUACCCCUUCUACCGCCUCUCCAACGACAUCCACAAAUUCAGAGACUGAUUGGUGACGAGCAUCCGAGAGAGAGUGAUCGGCAGCAUCGUUGGCGGCCAAUGGCAGCCAACGAUGGCUGCAGGGGUGUAAAUAGACCACCAAUCAACUACCAGCUUCUUGUUGUAACUAGAUUCCCAAGGAAUUGCGGGCUUACAUCAUGAGGACUUAAUGAAGUGCACUGUUUGCUGUGACUACAUCAGCAUUCUUAAUAGGAACUGCUUCGUAUUAAUGGAGCAUCAGAAGUAGCUUCGUUAUGGAGCAAGAUGUAAUUAAUAUUUGUACAUUCAUGUUAGUUGCUGAUAUCAAUUCACUGUGUAUAUUUUGAUCCUUUUUCAUCAGACAUGACCCAGACUGUAGACUUGCGUGUGUAUAUGUGGAUAUGCACAUGCGCAACUUCAAUUAGCAUACCAUCUCGUAUCUUAAGGACAAGACAACGAAAUGUAACCGCUCGGCUUGUUUGACAAGUGGAUGGUUUCAUUCCUUCCUGACGUGGGCAUUACUGUUCAUGUUUUGUGGCAGCUAUUGAACUCCCUUCAAUGAAAAAAAAAAAAAGACAAAGCGAAACAUGUCAAAGGAUGAAUGAAUGUUUUUAUUAUUGUUAUUAUUAUUAUUUAUCGAAACAAAUGUAGCUACUUUAUUUGGAUAUUAUGUGUCAUACUGGAAUAAAUUGUAAAAUGAUUUAAUUUUAUAUGCUACAAUAAAACUGAUUUAUUUAUGAAAUA